Messenger RNA from Colletotrichum navitas, 1158 nucleotides. Its product is annotated as Alpha/Beta hydrolase protein. Gene Ontology annotation, biological process: proteolysis; protein depalmitoylation. The transcript has a single exon. Lineage: Eukaryota; Fungi; Ascomycota; Sordariomycetes; Glomerellales; Glomerellaceae. Gene Ontology annotation, molecular function: serine-type peptidase activity; carboxylic ester hydrolase activity; palmitoyl-(protein) hydrolase activity. The coding region runs from base 52 to 1050 and encodes 332 amino acids. Gene Ontology annotation, cellular component: cytoplasm. The record is from RefSeq and is a predicted model, not a curated record.
CAGCGGUUGGCUGCAGGUUAGCAAUGUUUCAUCUACCACAUAUCAUUGAAAAUGCUUGAAAACAACGGCCCUACAUCUACUGCGAACGUUGCCGAUGAAACACGCCUUCCAUUACACAUAUUUCCAAGCCCCAUAGUUAUACCGCCACUGAAGCAGCCACAUCUGCAUUCCCUAAUCUUUUUGCAUGGUCGAGGGUCAAGUGCGCGUAUGUUUGCGCCACCGUUUCUUGCCACGCCUGUCCGUGGCCAAGAUUCAAAUAUUAUCACGUUAAGAGAAGCACUGCCGCACACGCGGUUCACCUUCCCAACUGCGUCGCGGUCCAGGGCAACACUUUAUAGGCGCUCCAUCAUCAACCAAUGGUAUGACGGAAGUGGUGAUUGGGAGGAGACGGUGUUGGGGAAUGCUCGGGAGACCGUCCGUUUCGUACAUGCGCUCAUCAGAGACGAAGCCCAGAUUGUAGGUGGCGAAGACAGAGUAUUCUUAGGCGGCUUCAGUCAAGGAUGCGCUGCUGCACUCCUCUGUUCGUUGUUAUGGGAAGGCGAACCCCUCGGUGGGAUUUUGGGCAUGUGCGGGAUGCUGCCUAUGGCCGACACUAUCGAGGGCGUUCUGCGAGAGCGUGCUCAUACUGUGAAUGAUGAGUAUCAGGACGAGGCCCCAAUAGAUUCGGACGACGACGUCUUCGAGUCAUCAAAUCACGAAUCACACUUUAGUCGGAAGAGAGAUGACUCCGAAACCAAUCCACUUGAACAGGCUUUGGUUAUUAUUCGAGAAGAGGUUGACCUUCCAUCACACUCAUCAAAAUCAGAACCACCGUUCCAGAAAACACCCGUGUUUCUGGGCCAUGGAAGCAAAGACGACAAGGUGCUGCCUCAAUAUAGUCAACAGGCCUGCAGGAUACUGCGACUGAUGGGUUGCAAUGUCAACCUUAGGAUAUACUCUGAACUGAAUCACUGGUAUUCAGAGGAUAUGUUACAAGACAUGGUUGAAGCGUUUGGAGGCAAGGGGACCGGGUCGAAAGGUAUUGAUAAGCCUGAAGAGAGGCAGGAGUGAACCAAUCAAGUUGACCUCAUACACUGAUGAAUUAAUAACAUGAAUAUAGUAAUUGAGCAGGUGAAAUUUCAUCAGGUUUAGGGAUCUCCAUAAUCAAUGACUCAUCGG